Messenger RNA from Colletotrichum karsti, 930 nucleotides. RefSeq lists its product as uncharacterized. Bases 1 to 930 code for a protein of 309 amino acids. The transcript has 3 exons. Lineage: Eukaryota; Fungi; Ascomycota; Sordariomycetes; Glomerellales; Glomerellaceae. The record is from RefSeq and is a predicted model, not a curated record.
AUGGACACCGGCGAUGCUCAUGUAUUGGGGGACCGGCCGGCUGACUCUCAGCCGGAUUCAGAUGCCGAGAGGAAGAAGCUCCAAGUACUCAAGGACAUCAGUAUCAAGAGAGACAGAAUCGAGGCUCAGUUCAGUCGCGAAAUCCACGACAAGAUCGCGACGUUUGAGAACUUUCGGAUGAGGGCUCUCGACGAAUGGCUCAGACAGGCCGCUUUGGAGUUGCCAAAGGAUGCCGCAAUGGAGGUGAAUCAAGACAUUCAGCGGAAGUUCCACUGCUACGUUGAGAGUCUCCGAUAUCAAGGCCGUUGUCCCGACCCUUCCCUGAAGAUCACGUUCAGCAAUACCCUUCCGCCAACACCUCUUUUUAUUGACUCUCCAGUCGAACCUCAGAGACAAGAUGUCCAGACUACGCAUAUCAGUCCGAUCGAACAGCCUCAGCUGCGGGCGAACACGACACCCGGCGACGAAGCCGUUAUCACAAAAGAGCGAGUCCAGAAGCCACGAGGGCGAAAGCCGGGAAACUCCAAGAAGAAGAUCCUCAAGGCCAAAUCACAGAAACAAGACACAGGUACCAUCACGAACAACCAGGUGGGGAGAUCGAGGUUGUGGGCAUUCGCGGUCGAGUCCGAUGGCCAUGUGUGCCUCUACACGUUGAGGUGCCCCGCCGUCGGGUGUGGCCAUGUUUUCUCACAGGAUCCUUUCGAGGAAGACAGAGCGGAAACACAUUUCCGCAACUGUGGUGUGUCCUUCGAGGAUAAGGAGGAUAUCGUCAAGCGAUAUGCUCGAAGAAUCGUCUCCCAAGAUCCCGAGAAACGGAUGAAGGCUGACUGGGCGAAGAGACACAACGCUUUGCUCUUAGCUGGACAUGGGCGGGACGGUAAGAGGAGAUCACAGGAAGACGGGGCUGGAAAUGGCGCCCAGCAGUUGUAG